Molecule: messenger RNA, 1409 nt
Organism: Pelodiscus sinensis (Chinese soft-shelled turtle)
Lineage: Eukaryota; Metazoa; Chordata; Testudines; Trionychidae
Source: RefSeq, a predicted model, not a curated record
UUGGAACUGGAUGCUCAAGCUAUGUCUGUACUGUGGUUGGAGAUGUGGUUACAACUCGUGGGCAUACCAGUGUGACAUUAAUCUAGUUAGCAUGACUAAAAAUAGCAGUGAAGACAUGGCAGCAAAGACUCUGGCGUGGGCUAGGAAUGCCAAUACGUACCCAUGUUCCUGGGAGGGUUUGCGUAGCCUAAGUUGCCACAUCUUCACUGUUGUUUUUAUCCUACUACCUAGGUUAAAGCUAGUGGAUGUGCUUAUAUGAGCUUGAAGUCACACGUGUGACAGCAACAUAAAAUAGUCUGAAUUGUUCUAGCAAUGUUGUUUUCACACUUAGGUGAACUCAUUCAGUACUGCAACCUGUCACUAGUGAUAGAUUCUCUUUUUGUGGGGGAGGGGAGGUUUUGUUCGGAAGUAAAAUCUAAUCAGAUUAAUAUUCAUAUAGAAAUAUAUUUUGUAAACCUUUUAAAAGUUUAAUCUGUUCUUAUUUUUACAGUAAUUUGGAUCCACUUACAGAGACUUAUGGGAUACCCUUUUACCUACAGUAUCUGGCUCACUGGCCAGAGUAUUUUAUUGUUGCAGAAGCACCGGGUGGAGAGCUGAUGGGUUACAUCAUGGGGAAAGCUGAAGGCUCCGUGGCCCGGGAGGAGUGGCACGGGCAUGUCACGGCUCUCUCUGUUGCCCCUGAGUUCCGCCGACUGGGUUUGGCUGCUAAAUUGAUGGAAUUACUGGAGGAAAUUUCAGAGAGAAAGGGUGGAUUUUUUGUGGAUCUCUUUGUAAGAGUGUCGAAUCAGGUUGCAGUAAAUAUGUACAAGCAACUGGGAUACAGUGUCUACAGGACAGUACUUGAGUACUACUCAGCUAGCAAUGGGGAGCCUGACGAAGAUGCUUAUGAUAUGAGGAAAGCACUUUCCAGAGAUACAGAGAAGAAAUCAAUUAUACCAUUACCUCAUCCUGUGAGACCAGAAGACAUUGAAUAACUUUAAGCUGUGGUUCUCAGGCAGUUUACCCAGAGUGUUUAUGGACAACUUAAAAUUUAGAGCACAGAGAGCAUCAAUUGUUUUUGAAGGUAACAAAAAAUCUUGGAUAGAUGAGGAGGAAGGGACAUGCCUAAAAAAGAAAAGUAGGCUCAAUGUUUUACUUUUUAUGAAGUCCCAAAAACAACAGGAAGCUUACAGUUUCACUGUUUAUAUUUUGAUUUCUUCAUAAAAAGCAAACAAGUUUCAGCAUUCCAUCACUAUUAAAACACAGUGUUGGAACAUAACAAUACUUCCUCCUCCUGGGCCUGAGAAUCACAGCUGCAAACGUUCUUGUUCAUCCUUUGUAUGAACAGUUGAAUUCUAAGGGUAGACAUGAAAAAGAUGAAGUGUAUAAUAAAAUACAAAAUCAGUGCGAUACUGGUUUCUGUAAAGUCA